Echinococcus granulosus is the source of this 606-nucleotide messenger RNA. RefSeq names its product Transient receptor potential cation channel subfamily M member 2. Gene Ontology annotation, molecular function: ligand-gated calcium channel activity. NCBI's taxonomy places the organism in Eukaryota, Metazoa, Platyhelminthes, Cestoda, Cyclophyllidea, Taeniidae. The coding region runs from base 1 to 606 and encodes 201 amino acids. The transcript is spliced from 3 exons. The record is from RefSeq and is a predicted model, not a curated record. Gene Ontology annotation, biological process: calcium ion transmembrane transport.
AUGACAGAUUCAGGUGGAGGUGGUGGCGUAGGUGGCUCCCUGCUAAGGCAGAUGUCAACGAUCCAACAUCGGCAAAGUCGAGUUGGGUCUACUGUCAAUGAAUCUUCCGCCAGCACAGCGCACUCACCGCACGCAUUGCUGCCCAGUGCAUCCAUUCGAAGACCCUCGCAAGUCCAUCGUUUCCACGGGGAAAUUGAGUUCACUGGAUUAAAUCAAACUGCAAGAUUUGCCAAACUGUCGUCAAGCAUGUCGGACAGUGCAAUCAGGGAUCUUUUACAACGCCGGUGGAGCCUAAAACCACCCACUCUCAUCAUAACAGUUUUUGGAACUGAUUUUGAGAAGAAGAGAAAACUCAAAAUGAUUUUCAAAAAGGGUCUCUGGAAAGCUGCCGAUAGUGGUUGUUGGAUAGUGACAGGAGGGUUCCAACUGGGAAUCAUGAAACUUGCUGGUGAGGCUGUGAGGGAUUAUACGGAUGCAUACGGUGGCAAUCGAAUGCUCGCCUUCGGUAUUUCCAGUUGGGGUUGCGUCAAGAAGAACGACAUUUUGGAGGCUGCUCUCGAAGAGGUCUGUUCGUUAUUUUUACUUCCUCGAAUACCGUACUCCUGA